GUCAUCGUCGAGACGAGACGAUAUUAACUCGGUCGUAUCUGAGGGAGAAUGGAAAUGUACAGUACAAAUGUAGGGGAGUAGAGGGGAUAAACGAGAUCUCGAAUGAGAGUAGCGGUUGCAAAACGAACAGUGCAGCUCGAACGAACUUCAAGGAUGUGAGGCCUCGCGAGGUGACGUAAAUCGGAAAAACCCAACAGAAAUAAACACUUCGAAUGCACGAUGGAUAUGAAGGAAUAUGGAAAUACCUUUCUAACAUAACGUCGAGUACAUUCUCUUCUCAACAUAUAUUAAGUCAGUGACGAUGUUUACUGCGAUCUGCUUCUUUUCAAUCGCAAUUACGCUAAUUCACAAUGCCGCCGUUGCCGCUCGUCCGAAUUUCUUACUGAUCAUUGUCGAUGAUCUGAGGACUAGUCUGGGAUGUUACGGCGAUGACAAGGCGUACACACCAAACAUCGACGCUUUGGCUAAGGACAGCAUUGUUUUCACCGAGGCGUUCGCACAGCAAGCUUUGUGCGCGCCUAGCAGAAAUUCACUCUUGACGAGCAGGAGGCCGGAUACUCUUCAGUUAUACGAUUUUUACAGUUAUUGGCGCGACACAGUUGGUAAUUAUACCACUUUACCGGAGCAUUUAAAGAAUAAUGGUUACACUACAAUGUCUAUAGGAAAAGUAUUUCACCCAGGUAUAAGUUCUAACAGAUCGGACGAUAGUCCUUAUUCAUGGACUGAAAAGCCUUUCCAUCCUUACACAGAUCUAUAUAAAAAUGCUCCCGUCUGCAAAAUAAGCUCACAAUCAAAAGCGGCGCGAAAUAUUGUGUGCCCGGUACACGUCUCAACUAUGCCAAACAGAACGCUACCCGACAUAGAGACGUUACAGGAAGCGAGAAAAUUCAUACAUAAACACAGAAGAGAUUCCAAUCCCUUCUUCCUCGCCGUUGGUUUUCAGAAACCUCAUAUACCAUUGAAGUACCCUGACCGCUUUCUAAAAUAUCAUCCAAUUCAUAAGUUUAAAAUGCCUGAGCCGUACCUAUGGCCGAAUAGUGUAAACAACGUCGCCUACAAUCCCUGGACCGAUCUUCGAUGGAGACAAGACGUAGCAAAGUUAAGACUGAAGUUCCCAUGGCAAAAAAUUCCAGGUACAUAUUUAUCUAUAUAUUUAUUUCAUUCGAUUUUGCGUGUAUCUACAUUGUUACGUUUUCUUUUCUUUCCUUUUGAAUCGUCAUUUUCAGAGGAGUUCGGCAAGCUGAUUAUCCAAUCAUAUUAUGCUGCCGUAUCUUACAUCGACAAUAUGAUUGGUAAACUUAUGUAUCAAUUGCACGUCUCGAUGGUUCGAGAUAAUACUAUCGUAAUAUUAACAUCUGAUCAUGGUUGGGCACUUGGAGAACACGCUGUUUGGUCGAAGUACAGCAAUUUUGACGUAUCUGUACAUGUACCUUUGUUAAUAUCGAUUCCAACGUUCACAUUUGAUUCUGAUAAUUAUCACGUUAGAACUAUCGAUCGUACGAAAUGUACCGCAAAGAUUACAAACAGCAAUAUCACCACUGAAUUUUCAAAAUACAUAUUCAAUAGUACAAAAAUAAAUGAAACAGAAACACGCGAAAAUAUGAAAUAUAUGAACAAAUAUAAAAGAAACGUCUCAAGGAUGUAUAAUCGGCAAAGAUACAACAAAUUUAUGAAAAGCAAUGCAUCACAUCGUAAAAUGCAGAGGAAAUAUAAAGUAACGAAUGCAAUUGUGGAACUUGUUGACAUAUUUCCAACGAUCGCAGAUUUAGCAGGUGUGCCUGUACCAAUAUGUCAAAUUAAUAAUAGAGACCAUAAGUUAAGCAAUCUCACUUAUCAGAAGGAACCCGAUCUUUGUAGCGAAGGUAUCACACUUCUACCACUCAUAGAGAGUAUCUCAAAAUACCAGAAGGUAUCCUGGAAAAAGGCAGCAUUUAGUCAGUAUCCGAGACCAGGACUUCAACCUACGCUCCAUCCCAACAGCGAUAAGCCACAUUUGAAAGAAAUAACUAUAAUGGGUUACACUGUGAAAACCAAUAAUUACCGUUACAUUGCGUGGAUACCAUUUGCGUACGAAACGUGCAAGCCGGAUUGGGAUGUUAUUAUCGCGGAGGAAUUAUAUGAUCACAAGACAGAUAGAGCAGAAGAUUUCAAUAUAGCGGCCGUGCCAAAUAUGCUAAGUAUAAAAGAAUAUCUAAAGUCGUUGUUAAAAAAUGGGUGGAGAAGCACUCUUCCAACAUACUAAACUUUGAUGCUUUAAUGCCAUGUAAGUAAUUAUCAUCAAUGUGUUUAACAUGUAUCUAUCUUAAAUAUUAAUGAAACUUCUUGCUUGUUUAUGUAGCACAUAUGUAGCUAAACUUAAACUUAUAAAUUAGAAAAUUAAACAACAAUUAUUUAGAUGUCGCUAAAUUUAUAAAAUAAAAUACAUGAUCUAACGAAA
Messenger RNA from Odontomachus brunneus, 2437 nucleotides. It is a transcript of the gene Ids, whose product is annotated as iduronate 2-sulfatase. NCBI's taxonomy places the organism in Eukaryota, Metazoa, Arthropoda, Insecta, Hymenoptera, Formicidae. The transcript has 9 exons. The coding region runs from base 302 to 2242 and encodes 646 amino acids. Gene Ontology annotation, molecular function: iduronate-2-sulfatase activity. The record is from RefSeq and is a predicted model, not a curated record.